Saccoglossus kowalevskii is the source of this 3407-nucleotide messenger RNA. RefSeq names its product nuclear envelope integral membrane protein 1-like. NCBI's taxonomy places the organism in Eukaryota, Metazoa, Hemichordata, Enteropneusta, Harrimaniidae. The record is from RefSeq and is a predicted model, not a curated record. Gene Ontology annotation, cellular component: nuclear envelope.
AUGGCGCUAGCUGUCUGCAGGCUGCUGUCUGUUUCCGUCAUACUUUGCAGUUUUUACAAUUCGUUUGCCGAAUUUCAACAUAACGGGAAAAAGUUUAAAGUACUUGAGCUGAAUAAAGAAAUCACUGUUGGUGAUAAUGAAUUUGUUGUAUACUGCUAUCCGGGUGAUACUAGUACACUCUCCAAAUAUGCUUAUAUUUUUGGUAGUGUGGAGGUGUCAUUCAACCCAGUGUCAGGGGUCAAUAAUUAUAAUCUAAUUGUAGCCGAGAAUGAAACCAUGGUACAUAUUUUAAAAGGAACACCUAACCCAUUGACACAAGCGUGGAAACAAUUAUGGCUAAGUGUUUCGUCGUACCAUCCAUCAACAGAACACUUGAAACUCUCCCCUUUUACCAAGACCUGCUUUGGACUGGAGGGCAGUAACACAACUAUCAAGACAAAGUUACGAAUGAUUGAUCCAAGGUACCUUGGUCUCUUCAUUUUAGGGUUAAUCUUGUUUUUUCAAGCAAACCGGCUUAGCAAGAGUGCUCUAUUCUACUAUAGUACGGGGGUGUCAGCUGGUGUUGUUCUCUCUCUACUUAUAGUUGUUUAUGUCCUUGGAAAGUUUGUACCUGCAAGGAAGGCUUCUGUUGUUUUUGUUACAUUUGGAUGGUCAUUCUCCGCUUAUUUCUUCUCAUGGCUUUGGAAAAAGAUAAUUAUUGACAGAGUGCUGCCAGAAAGUACAUACAUGAGGGUUAUAUUUGCAUACAUAGCAUUAGCAGCACUGAUCAGUUUUGCGGUAUGUUAUCGAUACGGCCCCGUAAAAGAGCGAAGGACGUUGAAUUUGAUACAAUGGAGUAUAUGGCUGUGUUCUUGGUUGCUGAUAUUCAAUGGAACUCAGAUUCCAGAAGUCUCAGUGAGUGUUAUUAUUGCUCUGUGGCUCUGGACAAUUCUACCUAAGAAAUCAUUUAUGCAUGCUAUCCAUCGGCGAUGGAGAGUCUGGUUUCCUCCUCGAGUCAGGCUGCUCACAGAAGAGGAGUACAUGAUUCAAGCUCACAGAGAAACACAAAAAGCUCUAAGAGAAUUAAAGCAAUAUUGCAGAAGUCCAGACUGUGAUGCUUGGAAAGUAAUAUCAAGGUUGGAUUCUCCAUCAAGGUUUGCUAAAUUUGUAAGUGGUGAUGAGCUGCAUAUCACAGACAACGAGUAUGCAGCGCAUGUAGUGGAGUCUGAUAUUUCAUUUGAUCUACCACAAGAUGACGAGGAGGAGGAAGAGAUGGAAGCACCUAUGACAUCUGACAGUGCAGAAGAUACUAUGUAAUCAACUGUCAACUAAAUUGUGUGCAAUAUUGUUUUAAACUGUACCCGGUGUUUACUCGCCAGGUUUGAUCAACACAUUAAUCAGUGGACGUAAUAACAAAAUCAUUUGUGUGGGGUGUUUAACAGCACGUGAUCAGUGAUGUAUCCAAGAGUUCUUGCUUCCUUUACUUGUAAAAAUUACUACAAUUUGAACAGCUAACUAGGUCUAAUGUACAGAUGUUUUAUAUUUUACUGAAAGUCUUACUUGUCUUAAAAAUGUCAUAAUCUAACUUUCUUGCAAUUUUUAAAAUCUGAAAAAGUCUGAUAUACGAGAAAUAUUAAUUUAAUUUGAAAAAGUCUGAAAACUAGUAAUCUCAGCAAUUUCUAAUUAUUUCAUCUGGCUUUGAUUGAAACCAAUUGUGCCAUAUCGAUUAAAUGUGAUGUGCAGUGUGGUUUCUGAUAAAUGUUUCUUUUUAUACGUUUGUCACUAAAUCAGCUCUUAAAUUCAUAAACAAAUUGGUUUUAUAAAGUCCAUAAAAGGUUUGAAAACCUGUGUAACAGUACAUCAAUCGCAAUGGUACAUGUUCAGUUCACCACUUAGAGAUGAAAAAUAAAAAUGGUUUUUGUCUGUAAACCGCUCUGAAAACUGGUUGACCUCAUGAAAAUAUAGUUGAACACUCUGAAUGUCAAACCAGCUUCUGGCAAUUUUCACAUAAUAACACGCACCAGUCAAUCAUGUCAGAAAAAACACUUUCUUUGUGAAAUUCAGUAGUAUUGCAACUGAUGCUAGAAGUGGAUCAAUUUUACUUCAUUGCCUGUGAUUCGAAUACAUUGUUUUUGUAAGCUAAAUAAUACUGGUAACGUGUUUAGCCACUUCACAAACUGAUAAGAUAGCAUUAUGAACAAAUCAUAAUUUGUUCAGAUUCAUGUUAGCAUGUGCCUGUGGGUGAUGAUUUUUUCAUUUUUAUUCAAUAGUACAUAUAAUUAUCUCCUUCAAAAAACACAUGGUUUGAAACAAAACAGAAUGUAAAAUAUAGGUGACUGGCAAGGAUUUAGGAGAUUGGAGCACUGUUGUAUGAUCAAUUUUUAAUAGCUGCAAUCAUACUAUAAUAGAGGUGGCUAACAUGAUUUCCAUAAAAAAAAAUACAUUUGCCCCAAUAUUUUGAGUUUUAAGUUAUCUAAUCGGUAUGAAGUUGUAUUUGAAAAUGAUAGUGUUUGUUUUGAAUGCAGAGAAAGCACUCUAUAGCCCCACAAUCGAGAUGAGAAGCUGCAGUUGCUAUUUUACUUAGUUAAUACUUAUUUUGAUUUUUUAAUGCAAGAAUGUUUUCUUUUUGCUGAAAGUUUCCCAGGCCUUAACCAGAUUUUCAAAAAUAAAAGAAUAGUUUACAAACAGCAUAUCAGAAUUACAAAAUUACCUUAGGUAGUAGUUUAUUUUAAAUGUGCUCACUUUUACUGUUAAUUUCAAUGUGUAAUAUCAUUAAAGCUUGUCUGUUUCAAUCUUUUUUAAAUCGGAAUUUUGAGGUCAUAGUUCAAUGUUGCUGAACAGAUCUUUUUAAUAGUUUGUGCCUAGUAAUGAAGUGCUUCUCUGAUGAAGGCAAGUGUAAACGAUGCAAAUGUGUAGUUGUUUGUUAAUUAGAAUACACAAAUCUUGAAAAAUGUAGACAACUACAGGUUAAAACAGUAUUGACACAUCACUAACUCUGUCAUAUCACAGCAGCUGCUUCAUCCAUAGAGCGAUGCAACUUUUAGGAAUGGUCUAUUUACUACAUGCAUACAUGCACACAUACAGAGCUUGAACUUAUGGAGAUAUCAAUAAUUGCCUCAUUACUGUAGGAGUCUUCAUUUAAAUAAUACAAAUUGUUAUUAUUCCUAGGUUAUGGUUAAUAAUCAGAUUCUACUGCUUCCAACAUUUUGUUGGGUCUUAUCCGCAAAUCUGAAAUUCAGGCCCUACAUACAAAUACCAUAUUCUUUGUACCUGUGAAGGCUUGUAUGUUAGAACCAGCCAUCAAAGUUGUCAGUUAUAUUCAAGAGCACUCCAUAAAUGGGUCAAUCAUAUGCUAUCUUCAGUAUUGCAUAUGAAAUUCUGUGUCAAUCGAAACCCAGUUUCAAUUAUGCACAGUUGCCUGCAGUUGU